CAUCGUCUGAAAAGCAGCAUGUCGGGCUUCGCUAUUACCCUGCGCGCUAUGGUGCACAAACUCGCGUUCUGGCACCGACUUCCGCGGCUGACACUGCUGGGACGCUCCCUUCUUCUGGUUGUCGCUGAGCUUCUCGUGAAUGCGGUCUUCUGGGCGGUAGCUGGCAUCCUGUUCGGCAAGAAUGACACUAGAUCCAUCCUAGGUCUCGCGCUCUUGGCUUGGACCCUGGGCCUACGACACGCCCUCGACGCGGACCACAUCAGCGCUAUCGACAAUGCCACUCGCGGGCUCAUCAGCAUGGGCCAACUACCCGUGACCUGUGGUCUGUUCUUCUCGCUGGGACAUAGCACCAUCGUCAUCGUCGUGAAUGUCGCCAUCGCCAUCUCGACCGACGUCUACCAGCACAUAGACGGCGUCGGGAGCGUCGGCGGUAUCGUAGGUGCCGCCGUCAGCGGCUCCUUCCUCUUCAUCGUCGGCCUCGCCAACUCCAUCAUCCUAUACAAGAUCCUCCAACGGCGCCGCGAGUUCAAGAGACGGCAGCGAGAGGCCGAUGCGACUGGCGAAGACACGCUGGCCGACUUCGACUCCGAUCCCAAGCACACGCACAUGCUCAUGAUGAGGAUUCUCGGGCCUGUUCUAACAUUCGUCGACCGGCCGUGGAAGAUGUACCCGGUAGGGGUCCUAUUCGGCUUCGGGUUCGAUACGGCGUCCUCGAUCGCGCUGCUCGCAGUCAGCGCCAUCGGGAAGGAAGGCGCAAACAACGAGACGAUACCCACCGGAUAUAUUGUCAUCCUCCCCCUGCUCUUCACCGCCGGCAUGACCUUCAUCGACUCCCUGGACUCCAUCCUGAUGCUCUACUCGUACUCUGGCUUCCCCGAGCACUCGUGGAAACUCUUCGAGACCAGAAGUGAAAAAUCCUCAAGCAACAAAAGCACCCCAAUCGCCUCAGUCCGCAGCUGCUCGCCAUUGCAAGGCAGCUCACAGCCCACGCCAUAUGAUAACAACGCCGACCUCGGCGCGAACCCAGUCAAGUCGUCCAAGUCCAGCGUCAAGUUGGGCAACGACGAGCCCGACACCGUGGACACCGUCAGCAUCGUCGGCGCAGUGGCCUACGAGCGGAAGAUGCGCGCCAUGCGGGUCAAGGCGAACAUGAUGUCCGGGCUGAGCAUCAUCCUGACCCUCAUGAGCAUCCUCGUCGCCUUCAGCAUAUCCCUUAUCACCAUCAUGGGUCUCAUUGGCGACAAUUGCGGCCCAUGUCAGGAGGCCGCGGAAGCGGAAGACGGUGGCGGGCUGGCGGGGCGUUGGUGGCGCGGUUGGGCAAGGGCGAACGACAACUCGGGCUACAUUGGCGCGGGCAUCGUUGGCGCGUUCAUUGUGGUGGUAGCGAGUUGGUUUGGAGGGCGUAAGGUCGUCAGAAAAUGGCGGAGUAGGCGCGCUGCUGCCAGCGCCGCUGAUGCUCCAGCUGAAAGGGUUGAGUAGGAGAUGAUCGAGACGUACCAAUGUAUCUUGUACUUGAUUGAUGGCUCAAGGAAGGAAGAAGUGUGCAGGCA
Messenger RNA from Schizophyllum commune H4-8, 1550 nucleotides. RefSeq names its product NicO-domain-containing protein. The transcript is spliced from 12 exons. The record is from RefSeq and is a predicted model, not a curated record. Bases 19 to 1479 code for a protein of 486 amino acids. NCBI's taxonomy places the organism in Eukaryota, Fungi, Basidiomycota, Agaricomycetes, Agaricales, Schizophyllaceae. Gene Ontology annotation, biological process: nickel cation transmembrane transport. Gene Ontology annotation, cellular component: plasma membrane. Gene Ontology annotation, molecular function: nickel cation transmembrane transporter activity.